AUGGUCCUGACCUUGAAGAUCCCAGCAAAAGGCUCCUGGACACUCCCAGCCCACGCAGGGGCCAGUGUGUCAGGGCUGAACAGGAAUAUCUACAUCCAUACAGGAAAGAAGAGCAAGAUCGGAGGGCAGGUCAUCCAUGGCCAGAAGCGCCUGAAGCUGCACCCAGAGGUGGAUACCGAGAUUGCCGCCACGGAGGACGGGCCUAUUGAGGUCCUCGUGCUGCAGGGCCGCGACAUUGGUGAGCCUGUGGUUCAGCAUGGGCCCUUUGUCGGAAACAGCCGUGAGGACAUAUCCAAGGCCUUCCGCGACUACCAGGCAACAGGGUUUGGUGGCUGGCCUUGGAAGUCAGAUGCCUUGGCCCACGAUCGGGAGCGGCCUCGCUUUGCCAAGUACGCCAGUGGCGAGGAGGAUGAGAGGCCCAUGCCUGCCGUGUGUGCAUGA
Symbiodinium natans is the source of this 441-nucleotide messenger RNA. The record is from the annotation of a GenBank genome assembly. NCBI's taxonomy places the organism in Eukaryota, Dinophyceae, Suessiales, Symbiodiniaceae.